Molecule: messenger RNA, 1836 nt
Organism: Marmota monax (woodchuck)
Lineage: Eukaryota; Metazoa; Chordata; Mammalia; Rodentia; Sciuridae
Product: ATP-dependent zinc metalloprotease YME1L1-like
Exons: 2
Biological process (GO): mitochondrion organization; protein quality control for misfolded or incompletely synthesized proteins
Cellular component (GO): mitochondrial inner membrane
Molecular function (GO): ATP hydrolysis activity; ATP-dependent peptidase activity; ATP binding
Source: RefSeq, a predicted model, not a curated record
GCUGGAGCAGAAGGAAUGAAGCAGGGAGCAUCAGGGGAGGAGGUUACAGUUCCUCUCAGUCAUCUCAUCAGUGCCUUCCAUUCACCAAAAACCAUAUUUGUUGCUGUCAGUACAUCAGUUUCUCAAAACCAGCAUAGAGAUGUAGUUCCUGAGCAUGAGGCUCUCAGCAAUGAGCCUUCACUUAAUUUAAGGGACCUUGGAUUAUCUGAAUUGAAAAUUGGACAGAUUGAUUAACUGGUAGAAAAUCUACUUCCUGGAUUUUACAAAGGCAAAAACAUUUCUUCCCACUGGCAUACAUCUCAUGUCUCUGCACAUUCUUUCUUUGAAAAUAAAUAUGGUUACUUAGAUAUGUUCAGUACUUUGCGUUCCUCUUGCUUAUACAGACAACAUCCAAGAACUCUCCAAAGCAUUUGUUCAGAUCUUCAUUACUGGCCAGUUUUCAUACAGUCUCGGGGUUUUAAAACUUUAAAAUCAAGGACCAGACGUCUACAGUCCACCUCUGAAAGAUUAGCAGAGACACAGAAUAUAGCACCAUCAUUCGUGAAGGGGUUUCUUUUGAGGGACAGAGGAUCAGAUGUUAAGAGUUUGGACAAACUCAUGAAAACUAAAAACAUACCUGAAGCUCAUCAAGAUGCAUUUAAAACUGGUUUUGCGGAGGGUUUUCUGAAAGCGCAAGCAUUAACACAAAAAACAAAUGAUUCUCUAAGGCGAACUCGUCUGAUUCUCUUUGUUCUGUUACUGUUUGGCAUUUAUGGACUUUUAAAGAACCCAUUUUUAUCUGUCCGCUUCCGAACAACCACAGGGCUUGAUUCUGCAGUAGAUCCUGUCCAGAUGAAAAAUGUCACCUUUGAACAUGUUAAAGGAGUGGAGGAAGCUAAACAAGAAUUACAAGAAGUUGUUGAAUUCUUGAAAAAUCCACAAAAAUUUACCGUGCUUGGAGGUAAACUUCCAAAAGGUAUACUUUUAGUUGGACCCCCAGGCACUGGAAAGACACUUCUUGCCCGUGCUGUGGCAGGAGAAGCUGAUGUUCCUUUUUAUUAUGCUUCUGGAUCAGAAUUUGAUGAGAUGUUUGUCGGUGUGGGAGCCAGCCGUAUCAGAAAUCUUUUUAGGGAAGCGAAAGCAAAUGCUCCUUGUGUUAUAUUUAUUGAUGAAUUAGAUUCUGUUGGUGGAAAGAGAAUUGAAUCUCCCAUGCAUCCAUAUUCAAGGCAGACUAUAAAUCAACUGCUUGCUGAAAUGGAUGGUUUUAAACCCACUGAAGGAGUAAUCAUUAUAGGAGCCACAAACUUUCCAGAGGCAUUAGAUAAUGCCUUAAUACAUCCUGGUCGCUUUGACAUGCAAGUUACAGUUCCAAGGCCAGAUGUAAAAGGUCCAACAGAAAUUUUGAAAUGGUAUCUCAAUAAAAUAAAGUUUGAUAAAUCUGUUGAUCCAGAAAUCAUAGCUCGAGGUACUGUUGGGUUUUCUGGAGCAGAGUAAGAGAAUCUUGUAAACCAAGCUGCAUUAAAGGCAGCUGUUGAUGGAAAAGAUAUGGUUACCAUGAAGGAACUAGAGUUUUUCAAAGAUAAAAUUCUAAUGGGGCCUGAACGAAGAAGUGUGGAAAUUGAUAACAAAAAUAAAACCAUCACAGCCUAUCAUGAAUCUGGUCAUGCUAUUAUUGCAUAUUACACAAAAGAUGCAAUGCCUAUUAAUAAAGCUACAAUCAUGCCACGAGGGCCAAUACUUGGACAUGUGUCCCUGUUGCCUGAGAAUGACAGAUGGAAUGAAACUAGAGCCCAGUUGCUUGCACAGAUGGAUGUUAGUAUGGGAGGAAGAGUGGCAGAAAAAGAAGAUCAAACCUAA